Messenger RNA from Oncorhynchus gorbuscha (pink salmon), 1081 nucleotides. RefSeq names its product polyglutamine binding protein 1 (gene pqbp1). Gene Ontology annotation, molecular function: ribonucleoprotein complex binding; protein binding. Gene Ontology annotation, cellular component: cytoplasm; nuclear body. NCBI's taxonomy places the organism in Eukaryota, Metazoa, Chordata, Actinopteri, Salmoniformes, Salmonidae. The transcript is spliced from 7 exons. Gene Ontology annotation, biological process: alternative mRNA splicing, via spliceosome. The record is from RefSeq and is a predicted model, not a curated record. Bases 124 to 810 code for a protein of 228 amino acids.
GUAUGUUUCCGAAUUCCCCGCGGUUUUGAAAGCGGCAACCGAUUCCCUCCCCCAACUAACGACGCAAUCAUUGUGCGCUUGGGCUGUGUGCUGGAUAGAUUUCGCUCCACAUCUGAACUAAAGAUGCCUCUGCCCCCGGCGUUACUGGCUCGCCUAGCCAAAAGAGGGAUUCUUAAGCACUCAGAUCAAGAUGCGGAUGAGGAGAUCAUUGCUGAGGACUAUGAUGACAACAAUGUAGAUUAUGAGGCCACUGCCCGUGAGAAUUUACCUCCCAACUGGUACAAAGUAUUUGACCCUAUUUGUGGUCUGCCAUACUACUGGAAUGUGGAAUCUGACCUAGUUGCCUGGCUGUCCCCAACCGACCCCACAUCUGUGAUAACCAAAGCUGCCAAGAAGUCAAGGGCAGAGGUUGGGGAGGACAGAGGAGAGAGACAAAUUGAGAAGCCAGACAGAGAGAGGGAGCGAGAGAGGGACAAAGAUCGGGAACCAGAAAUGGAGAGGGAAAGAGGGAGGAAUGACGGGAGGGAAAGAGACAGGCGGAUGCAGAGGAGAGAAGACUUUGCCCCCUACAGCAAGAACAAACGAGGGAGGAAGGAUGAGGAGAUGGACCCAAUGGAUCCCAGUGCUUAUUCUGAUGCUCCCAAGGGCAAUUGGUCCACUGGCUUGCCCAAGCGUAAUGAGGCGAAGACCGGGGCGGACACCACGGCAGCAGGGCCUCUGUUCCAGCAGCGCCCGUACCCCAGCCCCGGAGCUGUACUCAGGGCCAACGCAGCCAAUAAAAAGCCCCCCAGUGACGAUGACGACGACUGACCACAGGGGUUCACACUCGGCAGGAAACACAACUGUGGGCUCCUUGCCUGCUACGUUUGGAAUGAAGUUACCUUUCUAUUCUCAGUCCAUACACUACAUGGAAUGUGAGACCCCUGCUGACAGAGCUUAUCUGGUGAGGCGGAAACAAGUUGUUUCUGCACGUGUAAAUAUUGCUUGCUAUUUUUUUGGUAUGACUGAAAUUUUACCUGUAGGCUACCAUUGAUCAUCAGAUGAGUGGCAUUUGCUAAAUAAAUGCUAAAUAAAUGACUUA